Dentiscutata heterogama is the source of this 214-nucleotide messenger RNA. Lineage: Eukaryota; Fungi; Glomeromycota; Glomeromycetes; Diversisporales; Gigasporaceae. The record is from the annotation of a GenBank genome assembly.
UGGGUAUAUGGCUCAGGGAAAAAAGCCUGACUACUUAUUUGCAUUUAUGAAAUGUCAAUUUCGAUUGAGACAUUUUGUUGCGGAGAAUGCCAGACUUAUGGCUAGAAUCAAAGGAUUGGAACAGAUCGCAAAAGAAAAAGACGAGCUUGAGGUUAGAAUUGUGGAAUUAGAACAGACUACAAAGUUAACCGGAAAAUGCCGAGCUCAAGAAUGA